This is a messenger RNA of Salvelinus fontinalis (brook trout), 2980 nucleotides long. RefSeq names its product collagen alpha-1(XXII) chain. Lineage: Eukaryota; Metazoa; Chordata; Actinopteri; Salmoniformes; Salmonidae. The record is from RefSeq and is a predicted model, not a curated record. The transcript is spliced from 27 exons. Bases 268 to 2565 code for a protein of 765 amino acids.
UCAGCAGAUGCGACGGGCCUAUGGGAGAUUUCAGAUCCCCUGGGGACCCGAAGGUAGAGUGGAGCACAAGGGUCCGGUCUUCCUGAGACCCACCACUGUCGGAUUGAAUGAUCCUCCUGUUUAAGGCAAGGUUUGGCCUAGGGAUGCCACUUUAAAAUUGGUUACAUCCUCACUGCGGGAACUGUAAAGGAACAGUCUGCAGUUCACAUCGGAGGCCUCUUUUUCAAGAAUAUGCACAUAUAAUCCCUGACACAUCACAUUUUGAAAAUGCCAGUCUUCAAAGAGAUGCUGGUUUUCCCAGUGCUUCUAGCUCUCGUUGGAUUGACCAAAUGCCAGGAAUUACCAAGUUAUGACAUGCUAGAGGAGUUCCGUGUAUCUAAGUCCAGAGGGGUGAGGAAAGUGGUUGGAUCUGAACCUGAUUCAGUGGCCUACCGUGUGAACCCCGCCAUCCACCUACGCAAAACCAUGAGCGAUGUGUACCCCGACGGUCUGCCCUCCGACUACUCCGUCAUUGCCACAUUUAAGGUGACGAAGGACACCGCCAAGAGGUCCUGGAACUUGUGGCAGGUCAGCGACCCCGAUGGACGUGAACAGGUGGGCCUCCGUUUUCAGGGCGACACACGCUCUCUGGACUUCUUCUACACCAGCCCCCAUGGCACCCAGAUGCUACGCACCUUCCACCGGGUGGACAAGUUGUUUGAUGGAGAGUGGCACAAGCUGGCGCUGCAGGUCAAGGCCGAUAAGGUCAAGUUGCUGGUGGACUGCGAGGAGGUGAGCGUGGAGCCCAUCGAUGAUCCUAGACCCAUCAUCCGCCAGGGUUACACCUCUAUCGUGAAGAGGGCUGUGGGAGAUCGCUCCGCCUCAGUAGACCUCCAACAGAUGGAUGUGUCCUGUGAUCCAGAGAAAGCCUACUCAGAAGGCUGCUGUGAGCUCUCCAGUGUGUGUGGAGGGCAUGCUGAGAUUGGCCUGACAGCAGGAAGGGCCACCUGUAAGUGUAUGCACGGACAGCCUGGCAACCAGGGACCCCCAGGACCGAAGGGUCACAGAGGUCUCCCAGGCAACACAGGAGAGCCAGGAAGACUAGGCAACUGGGGAGGUAUGGGACAGACAGGUGACUAUGGCCACGUUGGAGAGCCAGGCCCUAAGGGCAUCGCAGGAAUCAGCGGGAACAAGGGGAUGAGAGGACUUCACGGCCUUGAUGGCGACAGAGGUCCCAAAGGUCUGAAGGGAUUACAUGGUGCCGGGGGCUUCAAGGGAACUCAGGGGUCACCUGGAGAGCUGGGUGGGACCGGAGUACAAGGAGAAACGGGUGAUCCAGGUCCACUUGGAUAUGAAGGAAUUCCAGGAUAUACAGGAGUGAAGGGAGAAGAAGGGGCCUCCGGUGUUGAAGGACCUCCUGGGUCACAGGGAAAGCAGGGUGUUGUAGGUGAUCCUGGAGAGUCAGGAGUUGCUGGGGAAAAGGGAAAACCUGGAUCCCAAGGAUCAAAAGGAAGAUAUGGCACCAUUGGACAAAAGGGCAUUAUAGGAGAUCCUGGUUUGCCCGGGAGAGAUGGGGACAUAGGAAUAGAGGCUUACCAAGGACCCCAGGGCCCGGAGGGCAGAAACGGACAAUUCGGAAUAAUGGGAGAGAAAGGAAUGCUGGGGCCGGCAGGGGAGAUGGGGCCUCAAGGCCAAACAGGCCCCAGAGGUUAUAAAGGAUCAGCAGCAAAGCCAGGAAGACCCGGAUUUAUUGGACCCCCAGGACCUGUCGGGCAUGUGGGAGUAGCUGGCCGGCCAGGGCCCAAGGGAGAUAUAGGCAUUGAAGGGAUCCAAGGUGUCAAUGGUGAAACGGGAGAAAAAGGAGAAAAGGGCCCCAAAGGCGAGGUUGGAGACGCGGGUGCACAGGGUCCCCACGGUGGCCGGGGGAAGCGUGGGCCAGGGGGCGAGCCUGGACGCACAGGCCCAGUCGGAACAAAAGGGGUGCGUGGCGAUGGAGGACCAGUCGGAUUUCAGGGGCCGCCAGGGCCACCGGGCCCAACCCUCUCCGCACAACACGUGAUUGAGGUUUGCAAAAGAGUGGUGCUGGAACAGAUGUCCACCUUUGCUAACUCGGUGAAGAGGACGUGUGCCGCCGUGUGCCCACUCUACGGAGACGUCCCCUUGGGUGCCCCCGGUCCCUCUGGACAAAAGGGACCCCCGGGACCUCCAGGUGGUGAUGGUAUUGCCGGUGUGAAUGGAGAGAUCGGACAACCAGGAUUCUAUGGGGAGGUAGGAGACGCAGGCCAACAAGGACAGCCAGGGGAUCAAGGAGAUCAAGGAGAUAAGGGAGCAGAGGGCCAUGGCCUACCUGGCUACAUCGGAGACCAGGGACCAAAGGGCCAACGUGGAAGACCUGGCAGAGCCUUCAAUGGCACACCAGGACGAGAGGGCGAGAGAGGCCAUGUAGGCCGGCCUGGACUGAGAGGUCACCCAGGACUACGAGGAGUCCCAGGCGUGUGUCAGACCACUGGGUGCGCUCUGCUAAACAACAACACAACCAACGGAUCACCUCAGAAUGCACCCCAGAGGUUGAGAAGACACCCAUAGAGGCAAAGAGGAAACUUUUGACCAAGCUGCAUGGAUGUAUUAUGAAAGGGAGAGAGGAGGAGAGGGGGAGAGGUGGAUUAGGGAGAUGUGGAUUGGGAGAGAGAAGAGAUUUUUUAUUGAUACAUGUAUUCAAAUCAAAGUCUAAAUAAAUGCUUCAAUGUAAAUAUGCAUCCAAUCUCCACCCUGAAUGACUGAGAUACCCAUUUGACUUUCUCUAAACAAAUCUGUUGUAGAAACUUGUACUGUUGGCCUUAAAACAACACUCCAUUCUCAUGGUUCAUUUGAAAAAGACACCAAUAGCUACAGUAUUAUUUUUGUUAAAAAUUCUGAAAGUUUAUUUGACAAAUUUUAUUUAAACUGAUCCUAGUUGUCUUCAAAUAUCACUGUUGUUUAUAAUAAAAGUCCAAAAAAGAUU